Molecule: messenger RNA, 219 nt
Organism: Rhizophagus irregularis DAOM 181602=DAOM 197198
Lineage: Eukaryota; Fungi; Glomeromycota; Glomeromycetes; Glomerales; Glomeraceae
Source: RefSeq, a predicted model, not a curated record
AUGUACAAUUCAGAACCACAACACCUUAAAAAAGCUCUUGCGCCUCAUAAUACUACACCAAACGAUACUCGCAAUUAUAGUGUUACUUAUUCCGAAUUAAAUCCAUCAGAAAAUAUUCGCAUUCUUGAUUAUCAGUUGCCGCAUCAUUAUAAUUUAAUUCAACAACAGAUUCAGCAACAACAAGUCCGGCAUCCUGUUUAUCAACAAAAUGAUAUUUAA